GUCUAACUCAAAUCUAGAUUAAGUUCACGAAUAAGAGGCUCAAAAAGAAUUUAAGUAGGACUGAGACCUAAUUGUUAUGAACCAAAAAAGGAAUACUUCAGAAAUAACCCGAAAAAUUUUUAAAUCAACUAAAUAUUGAGUCAGAAUAAACUCCAAUUUAGCAAAAAUAAUUAUAAUUAGUAUGAAUAAAAGAAGCCGUAAUACAAGAAACCCUAGACAGAUAUAUCAAUAUAUUCUUAGGAACUACAAUUGUGCAUAAGAAAAUAUGCUUUAUCUAUAGAGCCUACGGCUUCUACAGCUUGAUGGCUGGAGGAUACAGAGGUGAAGAUGAUUUCACAAUAAAGAAUGCAAACAAAGUAAGGAAUCUUUUGAAAAAAAUAAGGAGCUAUUUGCUAUAAAUGUAGCAUUUAAUCAAAAAAAUUUUGGAAAAAUGGACAAAAACUGAAGGAAAAAUAUGUUACAAAGUUUGGGG
This is a messenger RNA of Paramecium sonneborni, 472 nucleotides long. NCBI's taxonomy places the organism in Eukaryota, Ciliophora, Oligohymenophorea, Peniculida, Parameciidae. The record is from the annotation of a GenBank genome assembly.